Colius striatus (speckled mousebird) is the source of this 8025-nucleotide messenger RNA. It is a transcript of the gene PLEKHG4, whose product is annotated as pleckstrin homology and RhoGEF domain containing G4. The transcript has 24 exons. The coding region runs from base 712 to 6879 and encodes 2055 amino acids. The record is from RefSeq and is a predicted model, not a curated record. NCBI's taxonomy places the organism in Eukaryota, Metazoa, Chordata, Aves, Coliiformes, Coliidae. Gene Ontology annotation, molecular function: guanyl-nucleotide exchange factor activity.
AGGUCUCCACAUCUCUUGCCGGAUCCCAAUGCAGUGUGUGGCUGUUGCCUGAAGCGGUCACUGCCUCUCUGCUUUCCCUCUAGAAGUUAGAAAAGCAGUAUUUCAGAGCACUUUUCUGCUGGAUCUCGGCAUUUUGCUUAACCUGCAGCGCUGCCUCGGGAUCUCACAGAGCAGAGAAACUUUGCUGGAGCUCAGAGAACAGCCAGCCGAGGGGAGGACUUUGCUGGAAACCUCUUUGGGAAGCUGGAGACCUCCUUGGGAUGCCUGCCGUGGACUUGUUCUCCUCCAGCAGCUAUUCAGACCUUCCUGGGCGAAAGCAGCUCCCUGCCAUGAAGCAUCUGCAUUGAGGCAGGUCUGUGUGGAGGGCCAGGUGCGCUCCGAGGGCCGCAGAAGCAGCGAUGCCGUAAGGAGCAGCCUGCGAGCGCCGCUGGCUCUGCCCCAGCCCCGCGGCAGCCUGCGCUCGCCGUGCCCCGCCGCACGGGUUGGCUGUCACAGAAACCUCCGAGGUCCCCUGCUCAGCCCCGGUAGUGUCAUGAGUUAGAUUAGUUGGAGCUGUGCUGGGGGCGGUGAGGGCUUGGAUUACAGUCCAGAACUCAAAGUGCUUUGGUGGUUCACGUCGGAGGGGAGAGGAGACGCCCCGGCGCACACAUGGAGGAGAGAGAGAAAAACCGCUGCCUUUGGAAGUGAGGGGGAGGAAAGGAGGCCGGGAACAUGGACUCGGAGUCGCUGGACGGCUGCAUUCAGAGUACCUUAUCAGCACUCUACCCUCCGUUUGAGGCUACCGCAGCCACCGUUCUGUGCCAAGUUUUUGAUGUGGUGGAGAAGACGUACCGUGGGGAUGGACUGCGCUACCUCAUAGACUUCCUGGUUCCAGCCAAGCACAUCCUGCAGUGCAUUCAGCAGGAUGCCUGUGCUCAGUACUGUGGCUUGCUGUUCCGCCACGAGGGCUGGCCCCUGUGUAUCCACGAGAGGAUUGUAAUCCAGCUGGCUUCCAUUGACUGGCGAACCUUGCAGCCUGGUGACUUCUACCUGCAGGUGGUCCCCUAUCUGAAGAAGUCUCCACGAAUUGUAUUGAAAUGUUUGGCAAAAGACAAGCAUAAUGUAGAGGAAGUUGUGAUUCCAGAAGUUUCCUAUACCUCUAUUUUCACUCUGGAAUGGUUGAGUGCUUUCAAUGGAGAGCGGAUGGGUAUAGCACUGGAAAAUUGUUUACUAACCACUGAUGAUAAAAUAUUUCGUGUCCCCUGGGAUAAAGUGGUUAAUCCUGAAUUUAUAAACAAACCAAAAAGAGUUGAAAACAACAGAAUCUCUCCAGAAGUAAAGGAGGAAGGUUCAGUUGUGUGCCUCCCCAUGGACCAUGCUGAGUGCGCUUCACCAGACUCAAGAUCUCGGUAUCUACAGGAAAGUUCAAAUGGAGACAACCUGGUCACUAGCAGCACGUCCCCGCAGAUAAGUGAAGCUCUUGUCAAUGGUGUCUGUCCAAGUCCUGUGCCUCAAGAGGACCUGAGAAGUGACCUUGAAGGGGAGUACGUUGAGCUGAGAGAACUUUCACUGCCCAGAUUUGGGCCACAGACAGGCUCUUUAACCCAAGCACUAGCUUUAAAUUAUCUAACUCAGCCCAGAACACGAGUGAAUGUGCCUAAAGGGAAGCACAGGUUUAUUGUCAUUCAAGAUAGUACCUACUCCAAGAACCUAAUUCACUCAGCACUGCUGCAGAAGGAGCACUGUCCAAUGGAUGCUCUCAAGACUUCUCCAGAAGAUCUCAAAAAUGUAAUUCCAUUGGAAAGCAACAAAAUGACAGCACGUGGAGAACUGUCUCCAGAAGGUCAGCUGACAUCAAGUAGUGCUGGAAACGUGGGGAAUAGCUGUCCUGUGGCUGAGCCUCCUGCCUGCAGUGCAGAAGAUUCAUCUGCAGAGCAGGAGACAUGCAGUGAACACUCGAUUGAUUGUCAGUGUGCACUGUGCAGCUGCAGUGACGUGUGUGCUGGAGACAGUGUCAGCUGCAAAGCAGAGGUGUCCGGUGCUCCAGGAGCCAUGGAAGGAGAAGGCGAUGGUCCUAGCAGAAAUCCUGCUGUUGAAACAUUGCAGCAGAGCCCAGAAACGAUCCUAGAUGCUACUGCUACUGAAGAGGAGGUGAUACUGAGAGUACAUGGAGAACCACUGACCGAGGGCCAAAAUGAAGUGAUGCAGACAGAUGCCUCUCCUGCAUCUGUCCCAGGGCCUUCGGGACCAUGUUGCACACUGAAGGAAGGUUCUAAUGUUCUUUGCCAGAGAGUCAGUGAAAGUAUUGUGCCAGUUGAGGCCACUACAUUUCUUAUCACACCUGAGAGUUCAGAUGGAGGUGUGGAGAGAGGGUCUCCUGCAGGGAACACGGCAGAUGCAACAGCAGCUGGUGCUUGCUGCAGAGAUUGGGAAGCAAAUCUUAGUUCUCCAUUAAGUCCUCCAGAACAGAACCAAGAAGUAGACGAUUUUGAAGCAGGAAGAAGAGACAGCCCAGAGAAAGACAAAGAUAUUGAUCAAGUACUGACUGUAAAUGAGAAUCAGACUAGUCAUGGUCACUGUUCUGCUGAAGCUCCUACAGAUGGUGAAGAGCAGGAAAUCUCUGCCAGUCAGCAUAAGAAGGCUGCAGACCAAACUGCUCUGUCAGCAGAAGGUGAUCACACAGCAGAACAAUUAAAUGACAGGGACUCUUUGGGCCCUGGUGCACAAGCAGAAUACUCAAGUCAAUUCAGAACCCAGAGGUCUGGAGAGAAGUGUGAGGAACCUCAAAGAUGGGCCGAAAACCAAGGCUGUAAAUGUGAAGAGAGCUCCGUGCUGAACUCUGAGCAUGUUGCAGUACAGGACUUGCAGGGGAGAGAGGAGAACCAGGGAAGGUUUUCUUAUGGGGAAAAGUCAAAGAUGAUAGCCUUAAACACACUGGAAUCCAUUGAAGAAGAACUGGAGGUUGGACAGCUGUCCUCAGGAGAUGCUGAGGGGCACGUGGAGCCCACCACUCUGCACUCCCAGCAAGAGGCAGCUUCUGGGCCAUCAUCUCCUAAAGGGAUGCUGUCAGAAGAGGCAGAGACAAGAAAAGAAGCAGCUGGUACAGAUGUGUUGAAACCAGAGAGUAAAGUUGGUGCCCUGGAGGAAACCUCAACAGCUACGACUCCACCAACACCCCCAGCUUCUAGGCCUGCCUGGGGUGGUCGAUCUGCACCUACCAUAGUCAAGGAUGUGCACCCAGAAGUGCUCAGGAGUGGAGUUGCUUGCCUGCCUGGUACCAGAGAUAAAUCAGGACGUGCUGUGGCCAUAAUAACAACAAGGAACACAGCCUGGUUAAACCCCCACUGCAACACCACUGAGCUUGUGCGCCUGCUUCUGUACUUGCAUAGCAUCCCAAGACCAGAAUGUCAGGCUUUGGGUCUGACCGUUCUUGUGGAUGCUCGUCGCUGUUCACCGGUUCCUGCUCUCUUCAAGGCGUUCAGCACGUUGCAGGACAUAGAUCCUCAGUGUAUUCAUGGAGUGCUGCUGCUGGUUGAAAGAGAUCUGACUUUUCGGAUGGAAAAGCCCCCGGCAGGACAGCAGUUUGAACUUCUCACUUCCAUGAAGUCCCUCCAUAAGCACAUAGACAGCUCACAGCUGCCUCUGGAACUGGAUGGGACCUUCCCUUACUGCCACCGGGACUGGUUAAGCUUCCGCAUGAAGCUGGAACAUUUGCUACAACGAUGCCAGGGUGCUUGUGCCUUUCUCCAGGGAGCUAUUGAUAAAGUGGAACAUGGAAAGUUACCAGAAAGAGCUGAGGAGGCAGCUGUGUUGCUGAGGAACUACAGGCAGUUGAUGAAGAAUGUUCUUGAAGAUGCACGGCUUGUCAGGCUGCAGCUGGAGGGGGGAGCCCUCCUGGCCAGGCUGAGGAAGGAGGAGUCCUGUGUCACCCUCACACUUGACUACAGAGACGCGCUGGACGCCGCCGGCCGGCUCUACAACCGAGUGGAUGAGGACGUUCACCGGCUGGUGAUGCUGUCCAACAGGCGCAUCCAGGAGCUGGAGCUGCUGAUGGACUUCGACAAAGUGGAAGAAUGUUUCAAGGAGGUCAGCAGUUGGAUCGAGAAUGUUGGCAGAAAACGACUGAAGGAAACAAUCAACCUGGAUGAUUCUUUGGAGAUGCUGCUUCAAGCACAAAAGCAGUUCAGGGAGUUUGAUCUUGUUGCCAGUGAAUAUUGCAGAAGGGGGCAGGAGGCACUGAAGAAGAUGGAUCGAUGGGAAGACUUUUCCUCUGUGGAUGUGCAUUGUUACAGGGUGAAGCUGCAGACCUACAAAGAUCAACUGGAGGAGUUCUGCACUCAGCUGGAUGAAAACAGGCACCGAAUCUGUGAGACAGUCAGGCUCUAUGAAUUCUUUGACAAGGCUUACGAGUGGGCCUUGGAAGGGAUGCGCCACCUUGCCUGCAUCAGCAUGGAGGAGUGCAGCUCUGCUGAGCACUGCAGCGGGGUCAUCAAGUGCCUGGAGAGCUACAGGGGGCAGCACCCGGACAUCAGCGGUGCCCGCUUCCAGGAGAUGAAGGAGCUGGCCUGUGAGCUGAAGAGCGAGAAGGGACUCAAGCAGUGGAAAUUUGCAUGGUCUAAAUGCCAGGAAACCAAACUGGUUUUUGAAAAGAAACUUGAAGCUGCCUUGAGGACGAGGAGGUGUCUGCUGGCAGACUGCAAAGCGCCCGCGGGGGAGCAGCCGCGGGCCGGCAGCGAGGCCGGCAGCCUCCCCCCACGGCGGCACUCCGAGGGGGCUGCCCCCGGCUCGCCCUGGGACAGGACUCCCAGCACGUCCCACUGCUGCAGCAGGCCCAGCUGCUCGCCGGGGUGGGCUAAGGAGAAAGCUCCCUCACCCCCCCGGAGCUGCCCAGGCGAUGUCAGUGCUGGGGAAGAGCUUGCCUGCCAAGCCGCUCUCGGCCCUCACUCCGGCAGAGCCGCUUUUGCCAGCGGGGCCUGCAAGUCUCCCAGGCUGCCUGAAGAAAAGCCAAACCUGGAGAGCGUGUUGGGAACCCUGGAGGUGAAGCCAUCCUGCACGUCCACCCCGGCCCCUGCGAAACCACCUCCCAAGAGGAUGCUGAGGAAGGCCCAGAGCUUCGACCUGCCGUGCGGUGAGAGCCUGUGGUCGGGCUGCCAGCGGGCGCUGAGCGAGCCGGCGCGCUACGGCAACACCGGCGUCUUCAUCAAGGGGCUGGAGGUGAGCAGCACCGAGCUGCUGGACCGGCCCCCGGCGCUGCGCCAGCACGGCCGCGCUGCUGACUGCCUGCUGGAGCCACACAGGGGCUGCCUCUCCGGGCCUGAAGCCAGGAGCUGGGGCAGCAAGCUGCGGCACAUCAUCGACGAGAUGGUGAGCACGGAGCGGGAGUACGUGAGGUCGCUGUGCUACAUCAUCGACAGCUACUUCCCUGAGAUGGAGCGGCCAGACCUGCCCCAGGACCUGCGGGGCAAGCGCAGCGUCAUCUUCGGCAACCUGGAGAAGCUCUACGACUUCCACAGGCAGUACUUCCUGCGGGAGCUGGAGAGCUGCUGCAACCACCCCCUGCGAGUCAGCCACUGCUUCCUGCGCCACAAGGACCAGUUUGGGAUGUAUGCACUGUACAGCAAGAACAAGCCCAAGUCAGACUCGCUGCUGGCCAGCCAUGGGAACACCUUCUUCAAGUUCAAGCAGGUGCAGCUUGGGGAUAAGAUGGACCUGGCCUCCUACCUGCUGAAACCCAUCCAGCGGAUGAGCAAAUACGCCCUGCUCCUCAAGGACUUGAUCAAGGAGUGCAGCGAGGCCCAGGAGCAGGAGCUGGGCUACCUGCGUGCGGCUGAGGAGAUGGUGAAGUUCCAGCUGCGCCACGGGAACGACCUGCUGGCCAUGGACGCCAUCCGCGACUGCGACGUGAACCUGAAGGAGCAGGGGCAGCUGGUGAGGCAGGACGAGUUCACCAUCUGGCUGGGCCGCAGGAAGUGCCAGCGCCACGUCUUCCUCUUUGAGGACCUGAUCCUGUUCAGCAAGCCCAAGAGGAUCGAGGGGGGCUUUGACGUGUACAUCUACAAGCGUUCCUUCAAGACCGCAGACAUCGGCCUGACCGAGAACUCUGGCGACAGUGGCCUGCGCUUCGAGAUCUGGUUCCGGCGGCGCAAGUCCAGCGACACGUACAUCCUGCAGGCCAGCUCAGCUGACACCAAGCAGGCCUGGACCAGCGACAUUGCCAAGCUGCUGUGGCAGCAGGCAGCCCGCAACAAAGGUGUGAUUCCCUCCCUGGGCACAGAAGAGAUCCGUAUGCAGGAGAUGGUCUCCAUGGGUGUGGGCAACAAGCCCUUCCUGGACAUCAAACCCAGCGAGGCGGCCAUCAACGACCGCGCUAUCGAUUACAUCAUGAAGGGCAGAGGUGCCAGGACCAGGGCGUCCAUCGCCGUGUCGCUGUUUGACCAUUCCAACCCUUACAAGAGGACUCAGGCUCAGCUCUCCGCUGCUGCCCCCGCUGCUGCCUACAGCCCUUCCUCCUCCUCCUCCCUCCUGGGACCCCUCAACCUCCACAUGUACCUGGACCAGGCUCUGCUGCCGGGCGUCCUGACCCCCAGCCGCCCCUUCGACAUCGGCACCUGCAUCGAGGAAGACGAGCUGGAGCACGAGACGAGCAGCCAGCCCUCCCUCACCACAGAGAGCUCGGAGUCAUCCCACUGCAUGUCAGGCAGCGGCUCCAGCGGCUCCGACAGCGGCUGCGUGUCCAGCGUCCCGCAGGAGAGCUUCUGUGAAGACAUGGGCUCUGCCCCCUGCAUGCCCCUGGCCCCACAGCACUGCCCUGCUGGGAGGGAGAAGCCCAGGUUCCCAAACAGCCAGUACAUCUCAGCAAAGGCAGGCCAGGUCACCAUAAGUCCCUCGACAAUAGUGUGAGCCCCUCGCACGGCCUAAGGAGAUGGAGUUGUUGUUUGAUGCCCAUUUCAGACUCCCUGGAGCCCCCAGGCUUCUGAGCAGCAGGAGGACACGAUCUUCAAGCAGGAAGAAUCCUUUAUUUGCUACCUUUUCAGGGUGUUUGAAGCAGCCCCAAGGCCACUCUGUGCCUGGGGCAGGGCUCUGCCCCCUCCAGGGCUGCUGCUGCCUGGGAGCUGGGCUGUUCCUUGUGUUUGUGAGUCAUUAAUUAACACAGCAGGGUGGGGAGGGGGAAAAGGGUUGUUUUCAAAGCUCUGAGCUGUACAGCUUUUUGUUACCAGUGCCUCUGUCCCUGUUUGCUCUUUAAGCUGCACAUUUGAUAGAGGUUGUGGAAGGGCACAACCCCGAGGUAUUUAAAGAGAAGGGUUGGACUGCCCCGGAGCUCCAGGUGCAGUUUGCUCCCUCCCGAGCACGGCUGCCGUAGCAGUAAUUUAUUUUCCUGGCUUAACGCUUCAGUUUGAAUAAAGCAACGUCCUUGGUCCAGUGAGUUGGUUCUUCACAGGGGCCCUGCAGAGCUCAGCUUGGCUCAGCUCCUCCGCCUUCCUCCACUCACCCCGGGCAGCGGGGCGGGGGGAACGAGCCCUGGGAGGAGCUUUGGGGGCGGGGGGCGGCUGAGAGCCGGCCCUGCGGGGGUGGAGAGCAGCCAGGCUCGGUUUAUACAGCCACGUCCAGCCUGAGGAAGAGGAGGGAGCAGGAGCUGUGGUCUCCUCCCCAAGCCACUGCCCCUUGAUGUGCAGCCCAGGGGCCAUCCUGCACCCCACAGCAAACACUUGUUUAUUGGUAAGGAGCUGGGUGGGUUUUAAACCUCGUUCUCUUUCUCCCAGACAGCACAGAGAGCCCAGUUUGCCACCUUUGUCCCCAAGUGUGUGGGAAGCAGUUGCCCAGGGAAGAUGGGGGAGGUCAGGGCAAGGUUGUGGGGCUGUGAGGCCAGCACUAGCUCAGGGCACAAGGAGGGGAGAAUAUACUGAUGCAACAAGAGGAACAUGAAACUGGCUGAGUUUCUCAGUCUCAAAGGUUUCUGCAUUGCUGGAACAACCUUCAGUACUGUUUACCUGGCACACUUGUUGCAGGGUUGGAUUGGUUUGUCUAAUAAAGGUUAUUUUCUUUGUA